Molecule: messenger RNA, 3364 nt
Organism: Myripristis murdjan (pinecone soldierfish)
Lineage: Eukaryota; Metazoa; Chordata; Actinopteri; Holocentriformes; Holocentridae
Gene: cog2
Product: component of oligomeric golgi complex 2
Exons: 18
Coding region: 85-2274 (729 amino acids)
Biological process (GO): Golgi organization; intra-Golgi vesicle-mediated transport; protein transport
Cellular component (GO): membrane; COG complex
Source: RefSeq, a predicted model, not a curated record
CGGAAGUGAGGUGUAUAAACCUCUUUAGCAGCUAGCCAGUCGCUUGUCCCUUUAUUGUGUAUGUUUCAUCUCUUACAGUAAAAGAUGAAUCUGCCAAAGGGACCAGACUCUUUGUGCUUCGACAAGGACGUUUUUAUGAAGGAUGAUUUCGACGUCGACCAGUUUGUGUCGGAGUGUCGGAAGCAGGUCCAACUGGAGGAGAUGAGAGAGGACCUGGAGCUCUACUACAAGCUGUUGAAGACAGCCAUGGUGGAGCUCAUUAACAAGGACUACGCUGACUUUGUUAACCUCUCCACCAACCUGGUUGGGAUGGACAAAGCUCUCAAUCAGCUGUCUGUGCCUCUGGGUCAGUUGCGAGAGGAGGUUAUGAGCCUGCGUUCCUGUGUGAGUGAGGUGAUUCAGGCCAUAGACAACCAGCUGUCCAAACAGGAUGAUCUGCAGAAGAAAAAGGUGUGUGUGCUGAGGCUGAUCCAGGUGGUGCGCUCAGUGGAGAAGAUUGAGAAAAUUCUCCACUCGCAAAACUCCAAGGAAUCCAGCUCUCUGGAGAUCAGCAGUCCUCUGUUGGCAGGCCAGAUCCUUGAGAGGAUCGCUACAGAAUUUAACCAGCUGCAGUUUCAUGCUGUACAGAGCAAAGGCAUGCCGCUUCUGGACAAAGUCAGACCUCGUAUUGCAGGCAUCACCUCCAUGCUGCAGCAGUCUCUGGAGGGCCUGCUGAUAGAGGGUCUGCAGACGUCCAACGUAGACAUGGUGCGCCACUGCCUCAGGACGUACGCCACCAUCGAUAAGACCCGAGACGCUGAGGCUCUGGUGGGACAGGUGCUGGUCAAACCAUACAUGGACCAGGUCAUAGUGGAAGAGUUGGUGAAGUCCAAUCCGAACGGCCUCCAGCUCAUGUAUUCUCGACUGCUGGAGUUUGUCCCUCACCACUGUCGGCUGCUCAGAGAGGUGACGGGAGGAGCCGUAUCCAGUGACAAAGCAGAUAUCGUGCCGGGCUACGAUUUCCUGGUGAACUCUGUGUGGCCAGAAAUCAUCCGAGGGAUAGAGGACAGGAUGGCCUUCCUCUUCAACCCUGGAAAUCCUGACAUAUUUUAUGAGCGGUAUAGUGUGAGUAUGGAUUUUGUGCGGAGGUUUGAGCGCCAGUGCAGUUCACAGGCCAGUGUGAAGAGGCUGAGAGUGCACCCGUCAUACACCAGCUUUCAUAACAAGUGGAACCUUCCUGUCUACUUUCAGCUGCGGUACAAGGAAAUAGCAGGAAGUUUGGAAAAUGCCAUAAAUGAUGGAUUAGUGGCAGCUCCAGCGGGCAGUGCGUACCACCUGCAGGUGUCUGAUGUGUUGUGGUCCUGCCUCGUGAGGUGUUGGUCAGACAAAGUGUACCUGUCCCCUCUGGCCCAUCGCUUCUGGAAGCUCACGCUGCAGCUGUACUCAAGAUACGCCAAGUUCCUCAACGAGGUGCUGACCAAGAUUCCGCCCCCUGAGGUGACUAAAGAGCCAACCAGGCCCCUGCCUAGCUCCGCCUCCUCCACCUCCAGUCGAACCUCAUUGGAUGAGGCUGGCAGUGAGAGCGGAAGUCCCACCUCCCUGUCCACCAAGCAGCUGGUCUACAUUGCAGCUGACAUCCAAAAACUGCAGGAGCAGAUACCAGAGAUGUCGGAGAUGGUCAGACAAAGGCUGGAAGCUAUCGGAUUCAAAAAUUUUGCUAUUGUGGAAGAUGCUCUGGCGGACUCUAAAGCCUGUCUGUCCGGCAGCGUCCCCACUCUCAACACCAGGAUGACCCAGCAUCUGACUGAGCGGUGCUGCCGCUUCCUCAAGAGUGCCUCUGAGGUUCCUCGCCUCUACCGAAGGACCAAUAAGGAUCUGCCGGUGCGAGCGUCAGCGUACAUGGACAACGCCUUGCGUCCGCUACAUCAGCUGCUGACUGACUCAACGGGACUGGUCACUCCUUCUACAGCACAGGAAUGGCUGCGAGUUACAUUGUCAGACUGCACACAGAGGUAUUAUGAGACCAUCUCAGAGGUGCUGAGCUCAGUGAGGAAGAUGGAGGAGAGUCUGAAGCGGCUAAAGCAGGCCAGGAAAGGUGCAGCCACCACAACCACAGCAGCAGCGAACGGGGGACCCACAGACGACAGCAAGAUCCGCCUGCAGCUGGCACUGGACGUGGAGUACCUGGGUGAACAGAUCCAGAAGAUGGGUCUCCAGCCAGGCGACAUCUCCAUGUUCUCCACGCUGAUGGAUCUGGUGCAGGAGGCCCGAGAGCUGGCUGAACAGAACCAGUAGAGCCACUGAACCCACAGCAACUAAAACACUUUAACAUGCUGGGCUCAUUGGUCCAAGCACACCUGGUCUGUGAUACUGCAGAACAUCCCGUCAACUUCCUGCAGUACAAGACUUAGUGGGACUUUUAAUGCCUGGAUGAAUCAAACCAAUAAACAUUAGGCCUUAGGCACAAGAUCUGUGCUUUUAGCCAAAUCCUGUCAGUGACAUUGGCACCCCCCCUAAUUUUCUUUGACUAAAACUAAAACUCAUUCACCAACGUAUGAAGGCUUCAUUUUUGUUUCUUUUAAAUUAUAUUUUUGGGAAAGAUUGCACAAUACACUGAAGUAAAAUAUAUAUUAAUAUGUAUAUUUAUUAUUUGAAGCCCAAUAAACCUUACAAAAAAGUAAUUUGGGUAUCAAGCAGAUUGUAAAGACCUGACAGGACUGGAGAACGUUUUUUUUUUUGUUUGUUUUGUUUUGUUUUUUUUGUUUUUUUGACACUACUGUAUUUUUGUUCGCCUCCUCUACACAUUUCUCUGUUUAGGUUUUAAGUCAGCCAUUUUUUCUUUGGUGUUCAGAGACGUCAGAGGUUCAUAACACACCAGGAGCCGUCGAGCUCUGCCAGCCACUGUGGGUCAUGUUGUCAAUUCUGGGUGUAAACACGAGAGGAACUCCUGUCUUAAGGUGUUUUCAGGGUCACAGUUGACUGUAUAUGGGCAAAUUUUCACAUGGGAGAUUGGGAUUGUGGUAUUUCUGAUAGAGAUGGUACUUUUUAUACGGCGACUAGAAGUUUGGGAAAUUAUCGUUCUUUGCAAAAUGACUGUGAUGCUGAAGGUAUUGUGUGCACUGUCCAAUACAGAUGUUUGUUUUGGUGAUAUAUGGCCAAAAGAGAUCUUGGGUAAACAUGGUGCGUUUCAAAUGUAAGAGUUCUAUGGAGUGAAUGUAAAACAAACAACAACAAAAUCCAACCAACUCUUUCUGUCUCUUCACUGUUACCUGUUGAAGGAUGAAUUUCAAAUAGCGGAGACAGCUAGUGUGAAUGGUGUCCAUUUCUAUUAAAAACCAAGGUGUAAUAUAAUGCUAUUAACAGAAUGAACUUGGUAAUAAAAUUU